This is a messenger RNA of Cydia pomonella (codling moth), 4129 nucleotides long. RefSeq names its product ATP-binding cassette sub-family F member 2. The transcript is spliced from 12 exons. The record is from RefSeq and is a predicted model, not a curated record. NCBI's taxonomy places the organism in Eukaryota, Metazoa, Arthropoda, Insecta, Lepidoptera, Tortricidae. The coding region runs from base 143 to 2014 and encodes 623 amino acids. Gene Ontology annotation, molecular function: ATP binding; ATP hydrolysis activity.
GUCAUUUGUACACAUUUUAAUUUACGACUGGUAUCACCUCUCAAAUUUUCAAUACUCUUCCUUCCUUUUCAUAGCAGCACGUGUAGACGCGGACGACUUGCUUAUCAUCUUAUAGAAUAAUUUCGCUUAGGUUCGGAUCAAGAUGCCUUCAGACGCAAAAAAGCGAGCACAACAGAAGAAGAAAGAGGCAGCCAGUAAUAGGAACAAAAAGAAUGUAACUCGGGUGACGAACUCCGAAGAGAACGGUACAGCGACCAACGGCACCGCCAAGGAGGAGUCAAGAGAGCUGACGGCUGAAGAGGCGCUAUGUCUCAAGCUGGAGGAGGAAGCGAGGAUAAACUCGGAAGCCCGCUCGUGCACCGGCUCCCUGGCCGUCCACCCUCGCUCUCGUGACAUCAAGAUCGCGAACUUCUCCAUCACCUUCUACGGAUCAGAGUUGCUCCAGGAUACGCUGCUUGAGCUGAAUUGCGGACGGCGAUAUGGACUGGUCGGGCUUAAUGGAUGCGGCAAAUCGUCGCUUCUCUCCGCUCUCGGCCGCCGCGAGGUCCCCAUCCCGGAGCACAUCGACAUAUUCCACCUGACGCGGGAGAUGCCCGCGUCCGACAAGAGCGCCCUGCAGUGCGUCAUGGAGGUCGACGAGGAGCGGAUCAAACUGGAGAAGCUGGCCGAGGAGCUGGCGCACUGCGAGGACGAUGAGUCUCAAGACCAGCUAAUGGACGUGUACGAGCGCCUGGACGAGCUGAGCGCGGACACGGCGCAAGCCCGCGCGGCCAACAUCCUGAACGGUCUCGGCUUCACCAAGGAGAUGCAGCAGAAGGCCACCAAAGACUUCUCCGGAGGGUGGCGUAUGCGUAUAGCGUUAGCACGCGCGCUGUACGUGAAGCCACACUUGCUACUGCUGGACGAGCCCACCAACCACCUGGACCUGGACGCGUGCGUGUGGCUCGAGGAGGAGCUCAAACACUACAAACGUAUUCUGGUGCUCAUCUCACACUCCCAGGACUUCUUAAACGGAGUCUGCACCAACAUAGUGCAUAUGAGCAAACGGCGCCUCAAAUACUACACGGGCAACUACGAGGCCUUCGUGCGGACGAGAAUGGAACUGCUCGAGAACCAGAUGAAGCAGUACAACUGGGAGCAGGACCAGAUUGCGCACAUGAAGAACUAUAUCGCCCGCUUCGGUCACGGUUCGGCCAAGCUCGCGCGCCAGGCGCAGUCCAAAGAGAAGACGCUGGCCAAGAUGGUCGCCCAGGGGCUCACAGAGAAGGUCAUCGACGACAAGACGCUGAACUUCUACUUCCCCUCAUGCGGCAAGGUGCCGCCGCCCGUCAUCAUGGUCCAGAACGUGUCAUUCCGCUAUAACGAGAACACGCCGUGGAUCUACAAGAACCUCGAGUUCGGCAUAGACCUGGACACGCGGCUGGCGCUGGUGGGCCCCAACGGCGCGGGCAAAUCCACGCUGCUCAAGCUGCUGUAUGGAGAUCUGGUACCAACAACGGGCAUGAUCCGCAAGAACUCCCACUUGCGCAUCGGCCGCUACCACCAGCACCUGCACGAACUUCUGGACCUGGACCUGUCGCCGCUCGACUACAUGAUGAAGGAGUUCCCCGACGUGCGCGAGCGAGAGGAGAUGAGGAAGAUCAUCGGGCGAUAUGGCCUAACUGGCCGGCAGCAGGUGUGCCCAAUGCGUCAGCUGUCAGACGGGCAGCGGUGCCGAGUAGUAUUCGCGUGGCUCGCGUGGCAGACCCCGCACCUGCUGCUGAUGGACGAGCCGACGAACCACUUGGACAUGGAGACCAUCGAUGCGCUCGCCGACGCUGUCAACGACUUCGAGGGCGGGCUGGUGCUCGUCAGCCACGACUUCCGGCUCAUCAACCAGGUUGCCGAAGAGAUCUGGAUCUGCGAGAACACAACCUGCACCAAGUGGACGGGCGGCAUCCUCAAGUACAAAGACCACCUCAAGACCAAGAUCCUCAAGGACAACGCCGCCAACGCGGCCAAGAUACGCAAAUAGUCCAAUGCUUAGCCUUACACUUAUAUACGCACCGCGUAACGCCCGAGUAGCCGAGUACAUAGUAGCCCAGAUAUUGUCCUUCCUGCUCCUAAUGAGGGAGAGCACUUAUGAGCAACCUACGUGUGGUCUUCCCUUAUAUCGACACAAAUACGGAAGGCAGCGAUUCAAUAAUUGGCGCUUAAUAAAGUAAGGCCAUGCAAGAACACAAGAACACGCCAUUUCCUAUAUCUAUCGCACUCUCCCUCAACGGCCAAUACCACAGUGCGAGCAGGACAAUAUAAUUAUAUGCGUGAGAUAGAAAUAGGCGUGUUAAUGUAUGAAAGGUUUCAUGCGUAUUGUACUUACGUUGAAAUGAUUCUGAUUGGUUGAAACCAGGGUCACAAAGGCUAUGUCCAGUAUUUUACGCUCGAUGUCAUUCGGCCCUGAGGUUUCGGGGAAAGCGCACGUUGAUGUGUUAUCAAUUCUGAAUUUGCACAGGUCUGAGACCACACAUAGGUAUAGGCUGGAGGUACCAUAAAUGUUUCUUGAUUAGCCGGACAUUUUUUUAAUAAUCUAAAAUUUGCCUUUUCCAGUCUUGUUUUCCCACUUCCAAUAUAUUAUAAAUAAUACUGUAAAUACAUACGAUGAAGCCGUGUGUAUACAAAGGAGCCUCAAGGAAUAUUCCGCGUUAGGAACGACGUUUGCAGCCUGUGUAUGGCACCGCCCGAUUCAAGUCUCUUUACGCUGAUGAGUUCGCUACGACUCCUUUCUUCAUACCCCAAGCUCUUUAGACGUUUUCACUAACUUACUUAUUGGUUGUUCAUCUUAAUCAAAGAUACAUUGAUUGAGUACAUUUAAGACAAUUUCGUGCUUCGAAUUUGACAGGUCAACGAGAUGGCGCUGUACAGCUGCAUACAUUUUGCGGUAACACUGAUUGUCAAAAGUUGACGUUUGACAAUUCAGUGACCGCAAAAUAUAGCGCCAUCUGUUUUGGAUGUUAAACUAAGGGGCACGUGUUUUUCUUAGACUACAUAUCUAUUACAAUGAAUUCUCUUUGCUCUUGACUUAAUAUAUACCGUGUUUUUUUUGAUUUGCGUUAAUUUCGAGGGUGCAUUCCUGUGCUUAAAUUAAGUAACUUUCUCAAAGAUACCGAUAUUCUAACUAACUCCAUUUCGGAGAUAAUCAAUCAUAAUUUUUUAUAUUAUAAGGCCCUUACGAGCGUGUACACUUGCCUUAGGGCCUGUUUACUUAUUGAUUAGUGUUUAGUGCGAGUUCAUACAUUUGCUACUAAACGUACGUACUAUCUCGGACGAUCGAUGUUAGAAAUGACAUUGAUAUAUCAGUUUUCAAUUGUUUGGUUGAGUUAAAUGUAAUGCCCGUGUUAAAACAACGCUAUAUGCAACAUUUAGUUACUUUUUAUAAAAAUAAAAAUAGUAAAAAAAAAACAAAAAAUAUUUUUUUUUUGAAAUUAACUAAGCCAUUUAGUUUCCUUAAACGUACUUACCGAAACCCCGGAGUUAACGCAAUUCAAUAAAAACACGGUGUAUAUUGCAUGAAGAUGUUUUUUUUUUUUGGUAAAUUAACUGUAGCAUAAUAUUUAAUUAUGUAUAUAAAGCCUGCACGUAAAGGUUACAAGGUUUUUUUAUUAGUAGAAACCGUAAUUUAACUACACAAGUAGAUUUAAAUUAGUAAAUUAGAUCGUGAGUCCAUGCUUUUACUGUAUUGCCGUGUGUCGAUUAAGGCAAAAGCGACCACUUUGUAAGUUGUGAAUAUUCCAUUAGAAAUGUAAUAUUGACAAGCAAUAAAAUGGUACAUUUUGCAUAAGUACGUCACGUUUUGAAAUAACAUUGGUGCUGCCGGGCUAUUAGUGAGACUUAGUGAUAGAAACAGGUAGUUUCCUUUAUACUUUCUGUUAGCCAUGAUUUGUGUCCUUAUCCAAAAGGUACCACUGUUGUAGGCAAUGCACGACAAUGGUACGUUUUGAGAAAACAUGUCACAAAGAUACCUUUAUCAGCUUAUACGCGUGGAUAACAGGAGGGUAUAGGACAGGUCGAUUGUCUCUUCCUUGGUACGUGCACGUUGCUGACAUUGUGAAAUUAUUAAAUACGUAUGAUAAAUAAAGUUGUCACUGAAUUA